Molecule: messenger RNA, 23233 nt
Organism: Topomyia yanbarensis
Lineage: Eukaryota; Metazoa; Arthropoda; Insecta; Diptera; Culicidae
Gene: Eip93F
Product: mushroom body large-type Kenyon cell-specific protein 1
Exons: 9
Coding region: 1800-6407 (1535 amino acids)
Biological process (GO): regulation of transcription by RNA polymerase II
Cellular component (GO): nucleus
Molecular function (GO): DNA binding
Source: RefSeq, a predicted model, not a curated record
UUCUCCUGCUGUCUUUGCCCAAACUCUAUUUCCUGCAAUGGCUGUCAUAUAAAAAUUUAUAUCAUCUAACAAUUUUUUGCUAGUGUUUCUCGGGGCAACAAAAAAAGAACUAGUGCGAAAAAAACUAGACCGUGCAUACACACACUGACACGAGUGACAGAGUGGAGCAGGAUGAUUGGUACCGUGACGAUACACAAGUACAAGGCCUACUGCUUUGUGGUUGCCGGUGUCACGCACAAGUUCCGCGCACAUUACGAACCAAAGCAGUGAAUUUCGGGCGGGCUGUGACAAACCCGCACGCCAAAAUCCAGUGGACUUAGUUCUUCAAGUGACAUCCUCCUGAGUGAGGAAAGUGCCCUAACCUGGGCCAAUUCGGAACGAUCGGUAGGAUUAGUAGCACACUCACACACGAACGAACAAGAGAAGAGGAAAAAAACGAAUGAAACCAUACAAAAUUAUAUUAUUUUUUUCGUAAGUGGCACCACUAGCCAUGGCCUACUGCUGCUAGACCAAGACCUAGGCAAACGGCGGGCAGUUGUUGCACUUUUUCGUUCAUUCGUUUCGUUUCGUUCGCUUGCUUUGUUGUUGCUGCAGUUGUACUUGCACAAACUGCAAUUGCACUCGGUCGCGCGUAUAGUUCGGGGUUGUGCGGAGCUGCAGCAGCCAACACUAAAACAGUUGUGGUGAAGUUUUCGAAACGCCGAGAAGUGAAAAACAGAGUGGUGCGGUUCGUUCGCGCGAGUUUUUUUCCCGUUCCGUUUAUCAAUAUGUGCCUUUUCUUUCGUAUCUGUUUUGGUUGCCCCUUUCGUGGUGGAACCCGUUCGUGACGGACGACGACGCGGCAGGUUUCGUGAAAUUCGAUCGGAACGGGAAGCCCUGUGUGUGCGCGGUGAAACAGUUAGUGGUGGUGGUGGUGGUGGUGGGUGGCUGCUAGUGAAAACAUCGUUCCGUGACACGCGCCUCCGAUCGUUAACCAAGAGUGUUCCGAAGUGUGGUGAAUAUCCCUUACAGUGUCUCCCUUCCUCAGAUAGCCCGCCCCCUCCCCAUGCAACAACACACACACACAUACAGAAGUGAGACAGCGUUCGGAAGUGUGCGUGCGAAUUAAACCGUAGACUACUAGAUCAACGCGCUGUGAUGAUCCCCCGGUUGGUCGUCGGUGCGUACGUGGUGAAACCGACGAAAAAAACAACAAACUACAACACAAUUCAACUCAGCAGUCCUUGAGAAUUCCUCACCGAAACACAUCGUUUCAACAUGCAACAAAUAACAUUCCAGCCCAGUAGGCUAGUUUCGAAGAUUACCAACGGCGAAGUUUUCAACCUAGAACCAACUGAAAGUGUGCUGUGAAUAAAAUAAAACCAACAACAAAAUUAAUAAUAAGUGAAAAAGUGUCAACUCGUGCGGCCCCGAAAUAGCCUCACGCAAUAGAAAAUAUAAAAAAAAUCACCACCAACAUAACAGAAAAAGGACCGGAGAAGGAUCCAAACAUCUCCGCGAGUGAAUGGUCAUACUCUCGGAACCAUUGCAACGGGACUACAACAGACUAUUUGCUCGUUCAUCUGGCCCCAAAUGGUCCUCACCCCGGUGGCGGCGGCGGCUGCGACAAACGAAACAUACAUCACUUGUUGCUUUCCUAAAUCGAAAUAAGAAAUAGAAGUGUAGCUGCGGAAUCAGCGAAGAACCAACGACAACGACGUAAGGAAGAGGAAGAGAAAAAGAGAGAGAGAGCCAAGCACCAGUUUGUGACUCGAAAUAGUGCGCCAACAGACAGUGACGGAGUUUGUGGACCAAACAACAUGGCGGACUGCUCGUACGCGCGGUGCGUCCAGGAACGACGCUACAUUCGCCGCGAGCUGGCCAAGUGGACCAAGAACAUGGUGCAUAUCGUCGGACUGGAACGCGUAGCUGAAGAAUUGAUGGGACGCAGGAAAUGGAAACAUUAUCAGGACGUCUUAACGCGCCAACAGUUGAACCUACUGGAUCCGAGCACAAACGCGGCCGUGGACGACGACGAUCUGCUGAACAGUGCAGCAGCGACCGUGGCCAGCAGUGUUGCCAGCAACGCGGUCCCACUCACCCCCGCACUGGUGGCGGCAGCGGUAGGCGGAAAUAUCCUGGAACAAAAGGGUGCCGCCACGAUUGUACGCAACGGACACUAUCAGCAAGACGGCGAACUAGAAUCAAAACUAGCAGCAUCCAACAAUCAACAAGUAGCAGUAGUAGUAGCAGCAGCAGCAACAGACAAACAGGCAGAUCUCCAUUCACCUGCGGAAGCUGCUGCGACUAAGAAGAAUCAUUUCAAUCAGAACGACACGAGACCGACGGCAGCGGGAACAACUCCUCCUCCUCACCAGCCAGCGACGUCCGCUCUAGUGGGGACGGCAGUAACGCUUCUCAACAACAACAAUAACAACAACAACCAUCACCACCCUCACCACCGUCAUUCCCAGCUGGUGGAAGCGAAAAAAGACAGAUCCAAUUCCAGUCUCAACCAGGACCAGGAGGAAGAGGAAGAGGAGGACGAAGAGCAGACGGCAGGUGAAGUCCGUCGUCUUUUGAGCGCGACGACGAGCGACAAGAUCGUGAAUUCCGUUUCCUCACCGGCGCUGUCCUCUUCGUCAUCGUCGUCGUCGGCGGCUUCGUCCUCGUCGGCAACGACGGCCACGGCCACGACGACGGCACUGCUAUCACCCUCCACCGUCGAUCUCGAGGACCGGAAGCAGCUAGUCGGCAAACUAGCAAUCAAACUGGAACCAACAGCAGAUAAUCAAAACAAUUCAUCAGCCACACCGGAGCAGGAUAAACUACUUAGGCAGGACAAUUGUAACAAUCUACUGAACAGUAAAAUCAUCAUCAACAAAAACAACAACAACAACAACAGCAACAGUGCAACCAACAACAACAACAAUAAUAAUAUUUCAAGUGGAAACCUCGGCACCAGUCCGGUUGUCCCAGCAACGAGACCGGAUGGAGCAUUGGAAUGCGCAGAAGGUGGACCCGGUGGUACGAACCGGGGGCAACAAUCGCAGCCACCGACGCCGGUAGACUGGAAGCCGCAGGACAAGUGCUACUUCUGCGUCGACGGUAAGCUGCUUACGGUGAACGAAGCAGGCGAGCUGGUGCCCGAAUCCGGCGUGGGGCCUAGUGUCCUACCGAAAUCGGACCUGGACCUCAGUCACGGGGGCCUCAACGACAGUGACAGCGAUUCGAGUGACAGCAGUGAACCGGAUCUCCGUGCCGUCGUGGGACGACCGGGCUCUGCCUCGACGAAAUCGCUGGCCGCCCUGUUGCGUAACGCUAGCGGGGUACCCCCGACGAUGACAUCGCUGCAAUCGAUGGCGGCCCAGUUUGCGGCCGUGGCGUCGCUACAGGGAAUUCAACCGGGUCUGGCGCAGCUUUACAACCCUCUGUGGUACUCCCAGCUGCAACAGCAGAUGUCACCCUCUGGCAGCACGGAAACGACCACCGUCGGGGGCAGUCCGGCCGCGAAGGGAGAGGGAGUCGUACUUGGACUCGGCGGUGAACAGCCGCUAGAUCUGAGUGCCAAACCGGGUACUUCCGGUCUCAAUGCUGGGCUCAUGAUGAGCAUGAUGGAUCCGAAGCAUAUCUACAAGGCAAAACCACGCCUCUCCCCGAUCGGAGGCCGCAGGACGUACACCGAGGACGAGCUGCAGAGCGCCCUACAGGACAUACUGAACGGUAAGCUGGGCACCCGUCGAGCUGCAGUUCAGUACGGAAUCCCCCGAUCUACGCUGCGCAACAAAGUCUACAAGCUGGCGAUGGAACACAAGCGGGAAAUGUUGCACAACAUGUCCCUGGCCGCCCUGGUGGACGACGACGACGAUAAGGAUUCGCUGGAAGACGACGGUAAGGAGGACUCCUACCACAUAAAGCUGAAUCAGCAGGCUAUUGCCGAGGCGUAUCUGCGGAUGUACCGGGGCAGCAGCAGUACACCGAAACCGGAACCGAGUUCGAACCCAUCGACACCACCGCAGCAGCAGCGAACACCGGAACCGCCGCUGCUGAAACCGAUACAGUCGCAAACACCUCAACCGACGGUACCACCUCAAUCAUCGCCCCUCGCGGCUGCCGCCAACAGUUUGAUCGAUCCCAAUCUGCUGCUACAGUUGCAGAGCCUACUGUUGGCAGGAGGCAUCCCGGGAUUAACCAACACGGUCACGCAAUCCAAAAGUCCGGAGGAAGCUGCAGCCGCCCAAGUGGCACUAGCUGCAUUGCCCGAACUACUGAAGAAGGUAAUCCAGCAGCAAGAGCUGAUCGCAGAACAGAUCAAAAAGGCAACCACCAGCGAACCGAGGCCCAGUGCGAGUACUCCAACCUUAAACAACGGUCAACCAUUCGAUCCCAGGCUAUUACCCUACCUGCAGGCCCAACAGCAGAACAAACCUCGAACCGCAUCCGGCACCCCGGAGACAACCUCCUCCCUGGACCUGAACGAUGGAGGCAGUGAUGACUCCCAAGUUAUACUGAAAAUCCCCUCUUACAAACCAGUUCCGGGCAGUACUCCAACAAUGCCAACGACGGCCGCCGCUCUUCUUGCGGUCGGUAAAAAUGGCGACCAUCACAGUCUUUCAACACCAUCACCACCCACCUCCGCUACAACGGUACGUGACCUUAGUAGCUUGGUAAGUGGAGGCCUUGGAGCACCAGGGCCUAGUGUUAACAGCAACAGCUCAAGGUCAGUACACACAACUAGUCCCCAGCAGCCUCAACAGCAAGCACAACCUGCCCAACCCACGAACCACAUGUCCGUCAUAUCACCCCCGGUGGGAAUCAGGCCCCGAAGCAACUCGCAGUCUCCUCCCAACCUUCUAGGCAGCAAAUCGAUGCUGUCAAUCAAUGACGUGAUCGCGCGAAGUAUCAGCAAAAACUUCCAACAGCAUCAUCAAUCGGAUCUGCUCAAGCAGCAAAUGGAAUCGAUGGAACAGUACAAGCGGCCAACCAUAUCGGUCAUCAAGAAUCUGGGUGGAACGGACAUUUCCCGCUUCGGAAGUAAUCCGAAUAUCACCCAAUUAACGGCUGCCCAGCUGGCCAAUACUGGCACCGGUGGCAAGGGGACCAGACCGAAGCGUGGGAAGUACAGGAACUACGACCGGGAUAGCCUGGUGGAAGCGGUCAAGGCUGUGCAACGUGGUGAAAUGUCGGUGCAUCGAGCUGGAAGCUAUUACGGUGUGCCCCAUUCGACGCUGGAGUACAAAGUGAAGGAACGCCAUCUAAUGCGGCCACGAAAGCGGGAACCGAAACCCCAACCCGGUUUGGAUGGGCUCAAGUCCGAUUUGGGAGCGAGUGGUAGUUCCGUCAUGAGAAACAUGGAUAAGAGUAAAAAUUUAGGACUAGGUUCCGGUUCGAAGUCACAGCAACUGAAGAAUCAGUAUCCUAGUGCAUCGCCCAAUGGUGGUUUGAAGAUGCCGAUGUUCGAUCCCGCGAUGGCUUCUCAACUGUCUUAUUCGUCGCCAUUCCUGUGGCAACACCCGGUUGCAGGCUUCUCCGGACUCCCGAUGGAUUUUGCUCGACAAUCAGCUGGGUCCAGCGCCGGAUCGAGUGGUACUUCCGGUGAUAACAUCUUCGCGUCGCCCAUGAUGCAAAGGUUUCAGGAUCAACAAAGUAACAAAGUCCCCACCAUCAGCAGUAACAGUGGCGGAACCGGUACACCGAAAACCGCACGUGAACUAGCCGAAAGUAUAUACGACGGAACCAGUACAAACGGUUCGCUACUGGAUGACAUCAUACGACAUAGUCUGGACAAGAAACCGGGCGAGAUGCCUCACGGAGCCCUGUUCGAUCAGCUGAUGAAAACCAAUAACCUCCGAACGUCGACCAGCAGCUCGGACGAUCCGUCUGCAGCCCUUCUUGCCAGGGUCGGUGCUAAGCGCAGUGCCACCAGUCCGCUCAACUACCUUUCGGAAAGCAUCAAACGAGAGCGCGCUAGUCCCGGUGCAUCGUCCACCUCAUCGACGGGCAGCAGUAAGCCGAUGUCCCUUCCAGCGGGUCUCGGAUCCGUCAGCUUUAACGACCAUCACCACCAGCAACAACACCACCAACAACAGCAACACCACCACCAGCAGCAACAGCAGCGACACUUGAAUACCUCUACCGAUAGCAUGCUUGAAAGCCACCGCGCGGAACUGCUGGCCAAAGGAAACCUAGCGGUCGAGAACCUGAUCAAACUACGUGAGGAUCUCACAUCGAUGUCCGUGGCGCACCAUCACAAGAGGACACCGAUGGAAGAUCAACACAAUGGCGCCGGUUUGCUGCCCGAUGGUGGAGGAUCACAGCAACCAGGACGCAGCAGCAGCCGGAACGAACCGGCUAGUGCGGAACAUCAGAUUCUAUCGCACCGGCUCGCUACCAGCAAACUGCCGACGGCCGCCGACGAUAGCUCAUAGAAGCGGCUGCCACUGGAGGCACUGCUGCUGUGGCGCUCGCGUACGUUUCUAGGUUAGAAUGUGACGACGACAGGUGCCCCCCCCCCUUCCCCCAGCCCGUCAACGGGAAUGUAGGGUGGAAAUGUAGUUCAAAUAUUAUUAUCAUAGUUAAAAGAGAUAACGCAUUGGGCAAGUGUUAACAAUUUUUAUUCACGCAAGUCUUUUAAGAAAAACAAAAAAACGGAGAAUCAAAACUAACACAAGAUGAUGAUGAUGAUGAUGAUUUAAAGGAAGGAAAAUCGCGGAUAACGUACAGUGGAGUGAUAAAAAACAUUUUUUCUUAAGACGGAAGUUUUUUGACAAUCGACAAAUAGGCUCUUGUAAAAAUCUGGAAACCCCUCCUCCUAACACAAGUAGAAACCGCCUAAGCUGAAACAAAUCCAACAAACAAAAGAAAACAAAAACAGAAAAUCGCAUUUUUUGGACUGUCCCACAUCCCAAUUCCCAAAGAAUAACGUGUUUAAAAACAGAAGAAGCAGCUAGUAAGAGAUAGAUCAGAAAGUCUGAUUUUUAUAAUAUACCGUGUGAUGAUGAUUUUUGUGAGACAGUACUCGCACUGAGCGAAACCAGAUUUUUUAUAGUUUUACAGGGAACAACAACAGGAACAGUCAAAACAUCAAGUUUUUGAGCAGGACAACUUUCGGGACGAUUUCCCAAUCCCCAACCCAACUUUCCAAUGACGUGAUAAGCGAGAGGGUUUGAAUAAUUUUGCGUGUGACAGAGGAAGGGAGAUUCAAUCCGGGCUGCCAGUGACAGCCUGCUUCCCUUUCGAACGGUAUUAAUUUUUUUGUUGCGCUCGGAUUUGACGAUUAAUAAUUUGCUGCCAACAAAAGAAAUCAGCGGGAAAAAUUGAAAUAAAAAUUGUUUCCCGUUGCGUGGAAGAAAAAAAGGUUAAUUAAUCUGCAUUUGUCAUAUCGGUGGCCGGCAGUGGCAGCAGCAUCAGCGGUGAUCAAAUAUCAAACGUGGGGGCUAAAAUAUGACUGGCAGUGACAGUCAGUUACGGUCCGGUCAUGUGGUCGGUCAUGGCAGCACUUUUCGCGAAUGGUGAGAUAGGGGGUUUGAUUUUUGUAUCAAUUUUAAGUUGAAAAUUGAUCGAUCGAGCUAUUUCAGUUAAUUAUUGUUUAUGAAGUAGUUGAGGGCGAAAUUUUUCACCACAAAUCGUGGCUCCCUAAAAUUACAAGUACUUUACAAGAAAAUUUUAACCCUCAAUAACUCCUACUGUAUUGAACGGAAUAGCCUGUUAUUGCGUUACUUUUUCGAAUAUAGAAUGGCGCAUUUGAGCAUUCAUUGCUGUGGAAGAGCUCUUUGAAUUUGGUGAAAAAAAAUUAGAAAAUCUACUGUGUUUUGGUUUUAUACUAGGAUUUUGCGCCAAAAUGAGAAUGGUAUCCAACUCCGAUGGGCCUUUUCUCAUUGGUCUCUGUGUAGACUUUAAAUUGUGAUGGAUAAAUGUCACGAAGCAUGUUUGUGCAGUGAACGAUGCAUAUUCGACCAAUAAUUCCAUUACUUUCUUUAAUUUCUAACGCCUGAAAAUAGUAUAAGAUACUUAUCAAGUGACCAAAUAACCACUUACUUGCCUACAAUUUAACGAUUAUGCUAGGUAGCGACACUUUUAUCUUCAGUUUCUUUCAAAUACAUUUCAAUUUUUAUAAGUUGGUGUCUCAUUUUGCUGCGACUCAGAGGAUGAGCUGGUGGUCUCCGAUUCAGAGGUAUAGCUCCGCCAAUCUGUCAAUAACAUACAGUAAUGAUUUCUCAAUAAUAUCUAUUUCAAACUCGUUUUAAAAACGGUUUUCACUAUAUUUGAACGGUUUCCGCAUGUUUCGGAGAAUAUUAGAACAAUCAAUCCGUAGUUUGCUGUUUCCAUGAAUAUCGACCAAUUCUGUGGACUGGAAAAUAAAAUAAUCAAUUUAGUAUGCAUGGAGCUACUUACCAGAUGAACGAAUAACACCUUGCGUGUCUAUAGCCUACAAUAUGGCGAUGAUGCUGGGUAACGAAACUUUUAUCUUCUGAGUAUCUUUCAAACGAAUUUCAAUUUUUAUAAGGUGCUGCAGCUCAGAGGAUCUGUUGAUCUUUGCUUCAGUAGAGUAGACUUCACGCAUAGCUUCGCCAUUCUGUCAGUAACAUACAGUAAUGAUUUCUCAAUAACGACUAUUUCCAACUCGUAUCGAAGAUGGUUUCCACUAUAUUUGAACCAUUGUCAAUCCGUAGUUGUCUGUUUUCAUGAUUUUUUUUCCAGUUUGACCAUUUUUGUGAUCUGAAAAAAGGAACAAUGUAUUAAAUAUGAAAGACGCUACUUAUCAAGCGAACGAAGAUUCGCCUACAGCCUACACGACUAAACUGAAAGUCGACAUCCCUUUCUUCUUAAAUUACUUUCAAAUGCAUUUCAUUUUUUUAAAUGACUCAGCGCUUCCAUGAUCUGCUGCAGUGCGAUUUCUUUUCAAGACUCCAUUUUUUAAGAAUAUGAAGUACUCCAAUAUGAAUUAUGAAACAGGAAACUGGUGUCGUGUAGUUAACCUUAUUACUGGCUCGAUUCCAUCAAUUCUGAAAUGACAUGAAUAUUCGGUUAGAUUGAGAAUUAAGGAAAUGGAUUUAGUGGUUCUCUUGUUGCGUUGCAAGAUUAACUUAAAUCUUUUACGUUCGCUAAAUCGUUCUGAACUUCAAUCUAAACCGUGUUGAAGAGUUGAAACAAAAUUUUGGACAUUUACUGCAAUUGUGUUUGAACCUAUAUUUGGGGAAGCAAUUGCAUUUGCAAACAGUUUCACCAAAAAUAGUUGAUUUUCAUCGAAGCAAGCCAGGAAUAGUUCUGCAACAGGCUGUUAAGGAUUUGUCGUAAAUGUGCGUUUUGGGAUUGAAAAAUGUCGACUAUGUCUUCAUUGAUAGUUAAAUGACCUCGUAGCUUUACGACUGUACUUGACUUUACAAAAUUCCACAAUUAGGGAGAAAUUAGCCGGAAAUCAUUGAUUUUGAUAUAUAUUUUGAGCAUCUCGAGGCGGUCCCACAAUAUGUUGGUCAUAAACACAGAUUUCAAUGUGGUAUCCCUGCCGAGAAUAACCAACAUCCUCAACUCUAAGGUUAUUAAAGAUUCAUCAAAUUAUUCAACUAAAUUUGGAAUUACGUAACAACGCUGUACUUUAAAACAUAGUGCCACUAUGGAACCAAUCCCUAGCAGUAGUCAACCUUGCGAUCUCUCUGUUUCAUAUACCAACAUCCAUAGUAGGCACCGGUAAUGACUUCGAAUUAAGGUGUACAUGGCACAGUCACAGUAGGCAGCGACCGUGCGGAAUAGCAAGAAGAAAAAACGAAUCGAUCAAACACGCAAUUAUCCAAACCCUCAAUUAUUUAUUCGCACUGCUCAGACCGAAGAAAAAAUCCACCCUCAUAAUUUAAUUACCUUCAUCCACCCCGGUCCCUAAUUGCCAGCCAACCAGUAAUACUACUGUCCCCCUUUCGCGGAUGAUCCCACUGAUUCCCAAUCGCCGAAGACUUUAACCACCCCGCCAAAUGGCGGCGGACAUGUUUGACAAACAGAAACUUUUUAUGUAAAUGUAUAUUACGCGCGGUGAAAUUAUGGAUACUAAGGGAAGCAAACUUGUUUGGAUGUCAAAAAAAAACAGAAUCGAAACUAAACUAGUCAGAAAUUUUGCACAUUUUGUAAACAAAAUUCAAUGUCGUGGCUAAAGAGAAACCAAAAUCUACAAAAAAAAAUAUUUGUCAUUAAGUAAAACAAAAGUGUAUCGAUUUACGGAAGUCAUAUUUGGUGUUCAAAAUUCUAUCCAGAAAAUAACAAAAAACUCUAUCGAUAUAUCAUGCUGCGGGAGGCAGUAUCCAAAAAUAAAUAGAAGCGAAAAACGUAAAUUAUUGUUUACCUUUGACAACAAAAAAUAUAGACAAGGCGAGGAGUAAAGUUAUAAACUUUUAAAGGCAGAAAAUUAAAAUCAAAGUAAUCUAUGUUUCGACGUUUUUAUCUUUAACGAAAUUAACAUUAAAAAGCAUCCACCAAAAAGUAUUUGUGUACUACGUGAAAUAUCAAAAUUUAAGGGUAAACAAAAUAUCAAAAAGCGUAAACUCGAUGUUUUAACUAACGUGACAAAAAACAGAUGUAGCCCAGGCAGACACAAAGCUAAGGCGUGUGAGUAAAGUAUAAAAAUUCAAUGUUUCGCGUCUCAGUAUCAUUAAUCCUCACAAUUUAUUAUAAUUAUCAGCGAAAAUCGCAAGAAGCGCAAGGAGAAAGCGGUACUCGCUUUCCUCUUUCUCGCUAAAAAAACAAACAAAACGCAAGAAAACAGUACCACUCACUCCUAAGAAGAAAAAAACCAAAAUCCACUAAAAAGAAAAUACGCAAACCUCACCACACUUCCGUUUUUCCGAAAGUUGAGGAAACACGCAAAAACCUAACAGUGUAGCAGGAAGAAGUUAAAACAGCUGAAAAUAUAUUAUAUAUGUGUGUGUCUUCACGUCGCGUAUACCUCAAAAAAGAAAACAAGAAGAAAAAACAAAAAUAUUGAUAGCAAAACAACAAGUAAUUUAAAACAUCAUCCCGUUCGAAGAACAUUUUCUUCUCGCGAUUUUGAAACGAUUUCCGUUCUAAUCCUUCUCUCCCAGGUUCUUAUUUGCGAACAUAUUUUUUGUUUUUCGUUCCAAACUUAUUACCACUUCAAGAUUAAGCGAAAAUAAAAAAAAAACACAGAGAUGACAAGACAGAAAAAAAUCAACGGAGAAAAUUUUAUAUGAAGGUAAAAUUAUACAGAAUAUAUUAUAAUUAUUGAAAAGUAUAUUUAUACACUAUCUGUGAUUGAUAAUCCAAAAUUUUGAUGUAUAUUUUUCUCUAAAACAAGAACAAGAAAAAAAAACUCAACUAAGGAGAGAAAAAAAUCAAAAGGCAACACUGUUUAGCGAAUGACGUUUCAAGGGAUGCAGAAAAAAAAUUAACCGCUAGAGUAACUAAACAUCUUUCGGUCGAAUAGUUUCCUUCUAGAAAAAUCAAACAAACGAACGUGGUUCAAUUAUUUUUCUUUCGGAAAACGUGAAACUACUCACACAUGCACACACGCACCCCGAUGAACGAACACACAGAGACACACCCCCGCUCGGUUCGAGCAGUUUUCAAGAACAGUGCACGGGUGUGUUGCUGUUGUUGUUUGUUGAUGUUGGCGGUGGUGUGCAUUAGGAUAGAGCAGCACCAAACACAGACACCAUCCACAGCGUUUGGUUAAUUUUUUUUAAUACGUUUUCUAGUUUAGGUUAGGGUUUCGUUUCUUGGCAAACGGGAGGAGAGCCAUUCCGGGAACUACAUUACUUCUUGUGUUACGGCAGCAAAAUAUACCGAAGGGAGAUACCGAUUUGUUUCUGUUAGGAAAAAAGGAGUAAUUUAAUAUUAAAAAUAAUAAAAAAGUGCAAUUAGAACGAUAUAAACCGUAACAUAUUCGUUAUUUAUAUUAAAGUGAGGAAGGAAAAAAUGAUGAAGAAACGUGAAAAAUAAAUUAAAAUAUAUAGGGAAAAUUAUUUAAUUCUAUAUUUACAACAAAAAAAAAACAACAAAAGGAAAACUUAAGUGAGGCAAGAAAAAGUCUUAUUAAAAUGAAAUUGUAAAAAAACUGAAAAAUUACUAGAGCAGUUUUUGUAUAGGUAACAAAUCAAAUAAAGAAACUUACAAAAAGUGACAGCUUGAAGAUGAAGAAGAAGAAAAACAUUGACAAGAUACGAUGAAAUCAGAACGUUUGAACAGCAUUGAAACGGUUCAAUCAAUAACAACAGCAAAAAUCUGGGUAUGUGUUUCAAACAGCAAGUAAUCUAAAAAAAAAACAGUUACAAAUAUUGGAGAGACAUAAGAUUGAUUACGUCAUAACAAAAUACCAUCAAAGUUCGGUUCUAUGAAGAAGAGAUAAUUCCUACCAGUUGAAAACAAAAACAAACACUUGAACGCCCCUCUACGCCCUUCCCUUUCAAUCAAAAACUUUUUCCGAACGAACGUGAAAUAUAUCUAUCUCUUUCUACCUUUACGUAAGUCUUUCGUUGCGCAUACAAUUUUAUAAGUAAAAAUGAGAAUCAAAAUCAACAAGUUCGGAAAUCGAACCGAAAUCAUACCAAUAGCUAGUGCAAUCUUUUUUAUAUACAGCUAAUAUUUCCAUAAACUUUGUUUUUUUUUUAAACUAACUAUUAGUCAAGGGAAAACGCGAGAAAUUAAUCGAAUUCUGAAACAUUUGGCACAUGUAUUUUCUUUCCCGCAGCGACAUAUCAAAAAGCGACAACACCCUGUUUACUAUUUUAUUAGUUUAUUUUUUUUUUGGUUUGGGUAUUUUCCCAAACAAAUACCAAACGAAUUCAAACGCAUUAGGAAUUAUGAGAUCCAAUAAAUGGAAGAACACAUGACACCAGCAACAUCAAUGUUCGAGGAAAAAAUAAUCAAUAAACACAACAAUAGGAAGACGGAAAAACAGCAACAUCUCUUGUUGAAAGGUUUCUUUUUCGUUAAAUAUCAAAAUACUGCUACUACAUUUACGGUGCGGGCUAAACGUUUGAAUACAUUUGAGAGAGGGAGAAGUAAAAAAAAACGAUUUGGUUACGAGAACAGCUUACCUUACUUACUAAUUUUGGUGAGUACAACAGUUUUAACAUGUUCAAAGAACAAAAAUUCAAAAAUGUCUAAUAACGACCUUCUGUUUCAAUAUUUACCGAGUUUGAACCAUCUCUUAUAAGAAUUAGGAAUCCCUUUCAAGGGACAUCUUUGUUGGCUAAUUUGUUCGUUUAUAGUAGAUCUGCAAAUUGCUUGCCAGAUCAGAAAUUAUGGAAAUGUGGUUGGGAACAGCGAUCAUGAAGGCAAAGCUGGAAUAUCCAAAAUGAUGCAUCUCUCCCCUAGCCGCCCGUGCCAGGACAGGCGUUAAUUAGAGCCGCUCCCAACAUGGAAACCAAACACUCUUCGGUUUUCUCCUUCCCAGUCAGUGUACGAGCACAGAUUCCACCGGGGUUGGGUAGCUGAUAUUCACUAAAGCGAAUCGUACCUCAGCUGGCACAUCGCGGGCAGAUGGAGAUAGGAGUUCUGUUUCGAAGGUUAAAAACAACAUGAAGGGAUCUUCAUCAUUCGAAAAAAAAAAAAAUUCAGAAUUUUCAGACGGAAACUCAAAAAAUCCAGAAAAUCCCUUGGUCGAAAAAUUUUGGGUGUAAACAUCUAUAUGCCACGAUGAAAGCUAGAUCAUUUGUUGAAGCCUAACUUGUUUGCUGAUUUGCUCGUUUUAGCGAAACCGAUUAUCAUUCCACCUCAUCCACAAUUUGCUGGCCAGAUCAAAAUUUUUCCAUUCAUUCAAUGGAUGUGGUCUGAAACAGCGAUCUUGAAAGGGAAUAUUUGAAGAGACUUUCAUCGUGCAUCGCAAUGCAAAUACCAUUCGGUAAGCAGAUGCACUACUAGAUUACUCGUUUCACCACAUCUACAAAUUGCUUGCCAUGGUAGAAAUUGUUUGGCGCAUUUACCUUUUCUAAGGUGCUUUAACAUUGAAAGAAGAAGUAAUCUAUCGGAAGCCAGCCCAAAUGAAGAUUGCUAACUUCACCGAUGACACCAGUUUCCUUGGUCACAGAAGAUCCUCCGUGCAUCUCUACCUACGCCGAUUUUUUCACAGAUUCCAAUGACUAAAAAUAUGUCCGCGGAAAUCUUUCUUCGCGUGGCGUUAUUUACCACAGACAUAGUUAUUUCUGUUUUGUUUCUUAAAUUUACAACAAGUUCCACUCAUCAUUGAGUAUCCGACUCGUACGAUAGUUGUUUUCCGGAUAGAUGCUGAAAAGAGAUUCUAAAUCGCCAGUAGAUGGGUAACAAUACUUUCUUGCUUCAAUAGAAAACAAGCUUCCAUAUCACCGUUUGCUUCCGAGCUAACUUCAUAUCGAUCGUAUCGGCAAGUGCCAUCCACUUCUGCUUGACUGCAGUCUUCUUCCGGAUACAUCCCAGGUCCAACACCAAACUCGUCAACCGAAGUGUCACCCAAUGGUCCAUUUGUUGGAGCUGACACCAAUCCUGACACAAUACCUCACACUAAAUUUCCACGUAUUGUCACAUCCCGAGGAUUGUCGGAUUUCGUGAACUUCAGCACUACAACUAUAAAGCUUUACAGCAGACAUCCACAGGGUUGAGUAUCCGACUCGUACGACAGUUGUUUUCCGGAUAGAUGCUGAAAAAGAUUGUAAAUCGCCAGAAGAUGGGUAACAAUACUCCCUUGCUUCAAUAGAAAACAAGCUUCCAUAUCACCGUUUGCUUCCGAGCUAACUUCAUAUCGAUCGUAUCGGCAAGUGCCAUCCACUUCUGCUUGACUGCAGUCUUCUUCCGGAUACAUCCCAGGUCCAACACCAAACUCAUCAACCGAAGCGUCACCCAAUGGUUCAUUUGUUGGAGCUGACACCCAUCCUGACACAAUACCUCACACUAAAUUUCCACGUAUUGUCACAUCCCGAGGACUGUCGGAUUUCGUGAACUGCAGCACUACAACUAUAAAGCUUUACAGCAGACAUCCACAGGGUUGUUGUGUCCGUAUAGUGUACGAUGAUUCAGUAGUCGCAGGAACUCCACGCGUCGAAUCUGCUGAUUCGAAUGCUGUGAUACGGUAGCAAUAUUGGAACUACGUACUCAAGGAUACUGCGGACGAUGGAGAGUAGGCAGUACACAUCAUCGAACGAUUGAGUGAUACGAUGAAUGAAACCCAACAUUGAGAAUGCCUUUGUGGUGGCUAGGGAUAAAACUUCAGCUUAGUAUCGACGUUGUAUACCGAGGUUUUUCAAGACAGUCGAUUUUGUUGACGUCGUUGGAACGAAUAGGAAUCUUCCAAAUUCUACUUUUGACAAAAAUGAAUUUAUUUGAAACGCUUAACGCGGUUUGUUAACGGAACUCAGAAAUCUUAAGUAGCUUGCAGAGGACGUUGAUGAAUAACCCGAACAUCAGUGGGCAUAAAUGACUGCCUCGUAGCACACCCGGCAUCGUAAUAUGUGGAUAUCCUAUCAUAUCGUAACGUUAGUUUGUCAGGUUGGUGCUAGUAUUGAUGUUCGGGCUUCUCAUGUAUCAAGGGCAACCCCAGGCCCAGUCUCCACAGCUGAAUAAGAGUAUUUUUGGCAAAGGCACAAUUACUGGCAGAGAUCUUUUCGAGGUGUUAGUGUGAUUUUAGAAAGUUUCGACACUGUUCGCAUCCGCAGGGGUGCUUGGAAGAAUCUUGGAAGCUAGCCGAGUGGAUCCGUUGUACAGUGGAGCAAUGAUACUUAUAAUAUUAGCAAACGAAAAUCCCAUGGCACUCACAAGAAUGGUGUAGUGAUAGCGAAAUGUGAAGCCAAUCUUCCUCAUGUGUUAAUUCAUUGUGAUCCGCCGUAAGUUACAUUACAGGGAACAUUUCACAAACUCAGGAAAGCGACCUCUACUAUCCUAUAAUUUAUGUAUAUGUAUACUAUAGUCAAGACAAUGGAAUUCAUUGAACGCAAACCACUCCAGCAAUGUACGAAACUCAGAUCGCAACAGGUCAGAUUCGCCGAACAUGACUAGAGUCUCCCCGGACUUAGGAAUCAUGGCCAUGUGUGGAGGCACAUCGAAGAAACGCAAACUACUCAAAUUCAUCAAUUUGAAAAUGUUCGUUUUCAACACCAACGCCUAACCACACCCGAUUUAUUGCUGUUGGUACGUGCUAGGAGUAGGAUUUCUGUACGCUGCAUUAUCACCACUGAUCCAACGAGUGAAAAUACAUUUUGAACCAAUUCAACGAUGUUGUACUUCUCACAAUCAGUUUGCUUUGAUUAGCUUAACUCGCUCAAAAUGGUCAGUAAUAAUACCGGGCACGGCCAAGGCCGUUCUACGAGCAAAGUGAAGGAAUGUUAGUCCGACACUUGUUUAUGCUAUAGACCGUAUUGCUUGGUCAUAGAUAUUGCUUUAUAUGCAAACUCACCCGGGUUUGUGAAUAUGAAAAAAAUUAAUCGACUAUAAAAAGAUAGAAACUAAAGUAUAAAAAACAUUUAUUGGAGUUAAAAUACACCUAAACCGUAGCUUUCACUAUUUUGCGAUGAAAUCAAUCCCAUUGGAUUCAUAAGACUUUUUCAAAUAAUUAUCACUUAAUUUGGGUCAAUGUCUUCAACUAACUUAGAAGUUAUUGAAUAUUAAAGGAUUUUUAGCUUUUCCCCCAUAAUUUCCGACGUUUCUACCCAUUUUGGUCCUUUUCCAAGGUCUCAUUCGAAAAGUAGCGUUGAUUGAAGUCGUAAUAAUUCAUAUUAAUAUUUUUUUAAUUUUGAUUGAAGCAGAAAUUUUUUUGUGGAAGUAGUUAUCCCAUAAUACGUUAACCGAGUCGUUCCGUUGCAGUGCGGCGCAAGAAUAUUCACAUCUCGUUCAUGUCAGGGUUGCCAGUUUUCAUUCCAAUUCAUAUUGAUGAACACACCAUCAAUGUUUUAGACGGUGCUCCUAUUCCAGGUUGAAUACAGGGCAUUGGUGGUUCGAGUAAGGCGCUAUCUGGUCUCACAGUCUUGUUUGGGAAUUCGGAAAGGUCGGUUCGAAGACGGCGGUGCAGCUUGGUACCGAGAAUCUUUAACUCUCGGCGGAAAGAUAUUCGUGCGAGACCGAAAUUGACCGAUCUGCUAGAUCGCCGAUUCGCACCAGGAAAAUAUUCACCUGGCGGAAAACCCCCUCACGAACGACUACUAGACGAUUUCAUCUGAGAUGGACUCCGGCAUCCCCAACCUUCGCAGAACCCGAAUUAGCGCAGGUCAAAAUGAAAGUUUUCUGCGAUUUUACUAGGGCGGUUAUGAGAGCCAUCGUUAAUUCAUGAUCUCCUGUCCGUAGUCCAGUGGGAAGGAUACCUGAGAUCUUUCGGGUCUUCUUAUACUAAGAAAGUCCGUAAGAGGGUCGCGUCGGAGCUUCAAAUUUGCUGAAUACAGCAGAGAUUUUCCGAGGUUCGACUGUAGUGAUUCCAUUGGCCGCUCCGAAACUCGGCGGUCGAAUCAACAAGAGAUAUUGAAGAAACGCGUACCAGCUUUUGGCGCUCGAAGCUUCAUCGGAUUUCUCGUAAAUUGCGAUACUCCGUGUGGCUUUGCACAUUAAUGAGGUGACCAACGGGGUCUAUUUUCAGUACCCGGAGCAUCACUGCCCUUUGGAUCUCAUUAGUGUUUAGCUCGUGUGGAGUUUUGCUGCUUGCGCUGCGUUUAACGGCCUAAACGAAUUUAUUCUUUAGUUGGCCGAAUGUGUACACACAAUCUGAUGCGAGAGUAAUCUAGACUGUGUCCUCGUGCAAUCUGGUUCAUUUGGAAGCCGGACUCAUAAUAAUAGUUGUUUCAUGGGAUCUUGGCAUCCGCCGUCGGCCGUCAUCUUCCGUACCCUGGACUGAUCAACCCCCAGCGACCAAUUUUUUGUCACACCGAGCCUGAUGCGUGGUUCCCGUUUUCUUACGCGGAUACACCUUACUGGCUCGAUACCACUGUAGCUCCUCCCGUCUGUACAUAGCAGCUUUGCCAAAUCUGGUUAUAACGUCAGUGAAGCUUUGUGAGUCUUAAUUGAAAGAAGCUUCUAGUCCAUCGUUUUGUUGAUGGCGAACGCGGGGUUUCUAGUUCGCAACUUCAAAUUUCUUGUCAGAUCGUCAGUUUCCUGGUGAAUUUAUCGACGAAAAUUAGCUUGAACUGGCUGGGGAUAUCAGCCUGGCCGGUCGCCAUAUGCAACUUUUCUGAAAUCCUUUUUGACACAGGUUGUCUCGUCCAGGAGAAGAUAUCUUCUGUAGUUUGUUGUCUUGUUCGGUUGCUUUUGGACACAGAUUAAGCCGCAAAUUGAUUUUUCGAACGGAAAUUCGACUGGCGUCAUAUUUUUGUUGACAUCCUGAUCCGGGAAAGUCCUUAGUAGCUUCCAUAGUAGCCUCCCGCCUUAAAAUUCCAGAACGAUGGUUGCUUUGAACCUUCCGGGCAACACUCUUGCGCUCACAGCACUGAUUCAGAGCAUUUCACACGGUAGAUGCGGCAAUUUUUUUAUCUUUUCGCGUUAUGGCGAACUGACACGUCGGGUUUCUACACAGGAUUAAUUUUUUUUCUCGAAACAUUCACCAUUAAAACAUUUUUACUUUCAAAAAAUUCCGGACCCUAUCACAGAGAUGAUUUCGCUCAAAGUCUUCCACAAAGGACAGAAAUGACGCGUGGUGAUCUGAUUCUCAUAGGUCCAUAGAGCCGUCUGAGCUUGAUUACCUUGCCCAAGGGUAUGACACGAUGGAAUAGGACUCAAACAUCUGGGCAAAAUGUUUCCAUUUGUCGUUUUAGCGGCUUUUUCGAUUCUAAAAAUAUAACCAUGGGAUAUUAACCAAAUCGAAAUCUACAUUUUUGUCAUUUUAAAUUGGUUAGAUUUCCGUAAAAUCCACGAACAUGCUGAAACUAGCUAGUGCUAACCAAAUUGGGGCUUUCGUAAAAUAAGUCGAUUUUAAUAGAACGUAUUUUCCUGAAUGUAUUCAAGCUUUUCGUCUUCACCGUAACGCUGGAAACUUUGGCAAUGAUGUACCGAACGUGCAAAAGGACAACCUUUUGUAAUAGACACAGACCAACCGAGCACAGCAUUGCCGAAGCCUUUGGCAACACUUUUCUUUUGAAUUCAACCGGAAGAAUAAAUUUGGAUUACAACAUUUUGGCUAACACACCACAUUUUGGGACGAAUGGUAAAUUUUCAACACACAUACAUAUAUAAAAAAACUAAGUGCGAUGCCAGACCAUCGGCGUCGUACGAAUAACGGAUUGGACACAGACACACACGUGCAAAUCUAAGCGAACGUACCGAGCGUACGAAACCAACUUCAACCUCCCCACAAACGAAUCUAAGCCGACAGUCGAUUGUUACUAUAAUACGCUCUCCGGUGUGCUAUAGUAAUAGUAAAAAAAAACAACCAAACAUAUGCAUCAAUAGUAAACAAACAAUAGCAAUGGAUAUCUCUCACAACUACACAGACAAACAGUUAUCGAAUUGAAAUGAUUAUUGCUGCUACAAAAGUUGAUAAUAAAUCUUCACACUGCAAUAGUUAAAUCGAAAAAUAACAACUACAAAUGCAUGAUUUAAUCAGAUCAUUCACAGAUUUUCGUAAAAAAAACUACAAUAGCCUGGUUAUACGCGGAAGAGCUUGCCUCUUCCGCCUGUUUUCCACUGCACACACACACAUAUUCACAUUCAAACAAAUGCACACAUUUUCUUUCAAAUCUAUCUGUUACUUUUCUAAGGCAGUGAUAAUUAUUACUAUAAGACGUUAUAACUGGAAUAAAAAAAACCCCUUUCACACACACGAUCCCCCGAAAAAAAAAAACAAAAUAACACAAUACAUUUACACACUCCUACAAUAGAAUAAUAACGCUGCAGAAAGUGAAAAAAAAACAAAAGCAUACAAACAAUCGAGGGUUUCCUCGGACAAUAUCCACGCUCGAGGCACCCCUUGAUUGACAAUAGUUGUAAAGAAAAAAAACACAAAAUGUGGAAAAUUUUACAGUAAGAAUUCAAUUUAAUUAACUCACAAAUAUAAGGUAACAGAAGAAAAAAACGUACUAAAAUUCGUGUUAAAAUAAUUCCAAUUCUUUUACAAUAGCAAAGCAAACAGAGAACUACACACAAACAGAUAAAAGAAAACAAGGACAUGUUGCUGGAAGAAAGAUAGUGAAAGAAAACAAAAAAUUAAUAUACAGAAGAAGAUGAAAAACAAAAUGUCGCUUAUUGAUUCUCGAUUUCGGAGAGCCCGACCGAAGCAGGCAGGCAGGCAGGACGGACGGACCGAUACAAGGCGUUUAACGCGCACAACUCUUGUUGAACUGUUGUGGUCUCUUCAUUCCGUUUCAGAAUUAGAGUGUGAGACAGAAAAAUAGGAAGGACGCCGCAAAGGUUGUAAGUUUAAGGACAGAAUCAAAUUCAAACACUCACCCACACAUAAUCAGAUCAGAAUUUAGGUUUUUCGGGUUUUAAUUUGUGUGUCCGUAGAAUUAGUUGAAUGUUGAUUACGUAAGAAGAACAGUUUUGGAUUCAAGAGGCGCCGGAACUCAGUUAUGAGAGAGUGAAUUGGUGUGUGUGAGAGAGAGAGUGAUAGAGUUCUAGCUCUAUGUGCGGAAUGCGUUAGAGGAUUAGCAGGUAACACUUUUCUUGUUGAGCAUAUUUUUCUAUACAGUCAAGCAAUUUUUAGAUGAAAUAGAAACAGGACGCCGGAAAUAUAUUACAAUAGAUAUGAACGCAAACGUCAAGAUCGUCGCGAGUCGUUUGUUUUUCAGAUUUUUCCUCAGUGUAGUAUCGAUAUAAUCUUGAGUAUCUGCUAGAACAACAACAACAAAUAACAAUAACAACAAAUGAAACAACUAACAAAUCUAAGAUGGCUGCCUGAAACAAUAAGAUAAAAUACAUAGAAUCAUAUAAUCAUAGCAAGCACAGCUCCAUAAUUUAAACCGAAAACACUUGACACACACACUUUCCCAUAACCCAAACACAAUCACACACACACACACACACACACACACUCAAGUAGCACACAACCUCACCCACACUGGCGCGCUGGGCGGAGUUCGAUUCUCUAGCACCAGUGUUGCCAUAAUCUCAGUAAAAGAUAACACGCCUCUAAUAAUAGACAAAGCAAAAACAAUAAAAAAAACUGUUCGAUGAUACUUGACUACUUUUAAUUUUUUUUACUGUUUCGCGGUAGAAAGCGACAAAUUUUACCACCAUAAAUGUGCCAGAAAGAGAAAUAAAACACAGAAACAAGUUAGAGUUCGUACGUAUAUAUUUUUGAUCGGAACCUAUUUCCGGCGGAAAAGCGGGGACAAACAAACAAACAAACGCUUUCGAAAGGUUUUUGUUUUUCCUGAACUGAAACAUUUCACAUACAUACACGGACACGGAUUCUUGUGUUUUGCGCGAAACCUGUAUCUCAGUUAUUUUCUAAGAAGACACAAUCUUACACAUGUCCCCAAGCAGAAUCAAGAACAUGUUAUGAAACUAGAAAAAAAAGACACAGAGAAACACAUUAGGAAAAUCGUGUUGAGCAAAAUGCCUUAUAACUUAUUAGUGAAGACGAGAAGAGAAGGAAAAAAAAGGAAACACUAAAUUAAAAAAAAAAAAAAAAAAAAAACAUUGUACAGGCCAAUAUGUGGUGGUGCACGAAACUGAUUACACGCCACAACGUUUCGGGGCUCUAAUGUUCAGUACUUUUGGUUGAAACGAUGCGCGUAUUUUGUAAACAUAUUUCGGAAACUCCGAACAAAGAACAAACAACCAAAAAAAAAUGUGCGUAGGUGUAACUAGACAUCUAACCACGACUAGAAAAAGAAUGGUCGAUUUAUCUGUUUUCAAUGUCCAGAAAGGUUAGGAAUCAAAAUUAAAACUUAUCAAAAAUAAAACCAAAGGAACAAAAAACCGUGUCAUCGCUGAACGCAACCAACUACUUUUAUAGAUAUAGAAAUUUAUCGAAAUUGAUUUCAGUGUCUGAUAUAGAUAUAUACAUACUAAACAAAAAAUACGUCAAAACUGAACUGCUUACUACUUUGGGGAUAUUCUUUCCAGUACAAGUAAUUCUUUCUUCGUUCCGAUUGAAUAGUUGAAAGCAAGGUUUCAUACACACGCUGAAUUAUCUGAAUAAAGCAAAACGGCAACUCUAGUGUAAAGCUGAAUUGAAUAAAUUUGUUCCACACACACACACAUUCGUCCUAUCACAUGAUUAGGAAAAUAUUUAGACAACUAUUAUUUGUAGGCAAACUUGUGGAAUUGCAAAACGCACGGUGUCCCUCACUAAUCAGUUCCUUAGCACUAGAGUACUAAGAGAACAAAAUCAGAUCCCCAGCAUCGAUUCGCGUAACCUUACCAAGAGUGUCUACUCCAAAUUUGAACCAAAUCGGACAAUUUACAGCAGGAAAAAAACCAUUUUACAUUGACAAAACCCACUUACUCGCAUUUCUACCGUUAGAGAGCGUUGUAUACGAUAAGAUGAUUACCAAUUGUUAGAAUCACAAGGAUAAUUUUGGGGUGUACAACUUUGUCGAAGGUGGAUAAACGAUUCCGCUUCGGAAGGAAAAGUUAUUAAACUUUCAACGAAGCGAUGCUUGAGUUAGUUUUGCAAAGGGCCUAACAGCACAAAGAGAUGAAAGUUUCAAGUAUCUAUCUCCACGAGUUUCAUAUUAGUGGACAUGUUCAGAAGAACGACUAAAAAUUGGCUAUUGCACAACUUUGCUGAAGACGCCUUAUUUCUAUUUCACUCCCCUGAAAAGUUAGCGUUGGCGCAAUCUACGCGGCGAAAUGUGGAACUAAAAUGGUCGAACCAAAAGAUCGCUCAUCUUAUACGAUACAAUACUUCCGACCGUUUCAUACAAAUAAAAUUAUAUUUUCUCUGCGAAACUUAUUAGUUUGAAGACAAUUUGUCUGAGCUUGUGGUAGUUUUGCACAGGGCCUAACAGUGCAGAGUAGUUCGGGAAGUCGAUUUCCACGAAUUUCUUACCAGUUUUGCGAAAAUACGACCGGGCUUAGUUUAACAGUGUAUUUGGAAGAAUUUUAACCCUCAAAAAGGCAACCGGGUCCCAGAGGCCCGGCACGUUACAAUUUUUUAGUUACAAAAAAAUGUGUAUGCAGUAUAAGCUUGGGCAUGGAAAUUUUGAUAAGUAGCUUCGAAAUCUAUAACAAAAAUAAAGAAUUGUGAAAUUUUCAUCUAUGGAGUGAUGCGCAGCUAUGUUUGAAUUUUUUACAUGCACAAAAAGGCAAGCCGGGCCUGGCAGGCCCGGUGUGCAUGCAAUAUUUACUAGGAAUACCACGAGUUUUAUACAUUAAUAUUUAUCUGGAAAAAACAUUUUGAUGAGUUCAACUUCAUAUU